Messenger RNA from Drosophila sulfurigaster albostrigata, 3511 nucleotides. RefSeq names its product annulin. Gene Ontology annotation, molecular function: protein-glutamine gamma-glutamyltransferase activity. Lineage: Eukaryota; Metazoa; Arthropoda; Insecta; Diptera; Drosophilidae. Gene Ontology annotation, biological process: peptide cross-linking. The record is from RefSeq and is a predicted model, not a curated record.
GAUCAGUGCGGUUCAAAGCGUAGCAACGUUCGGUUCGGUCUUGGCUUCAAUCACUGAAUCACUGUCUCUGUUUCCAAUUCGAUUUCGGUAUUAAAAGUAACGCUAGUUUUAAAGAAGCGGCAGCUUAAAGCGCAGUUUCCGUUAAGCUUUGUGCGUGUGUCUACGCGUGUGUGUGACUCUUUGUGUGUGUGUUUCGAAGCAAACAAAAUACUCUCAUAAUGUCCACUUGGUAUAGAAACUAUGCGCCCGUCUGGAUACAGCGCUGGUUGCAGCCAGCGCCUCCGCCACGCCCCUUCAAUCCCUUCCGGAGCACACGCCCGGGGCCCGAUCUUGCAAAUGCUGGCAGCUCAGCCGUGCUAGGAGUGCAGCGCGUGGAUUUGUGCCUGCAGGAUAAUCACGACGAGCACCACACGAGUCACUUUGCUGCCGCAUCCGCCAAGGAGGCGUUGAUAGUGCGCCGGGGCGAACCCUUCCGACUGCGCAUCCACUUUAAUCGCGACUACAGUCCCAGCAAGGAUGCCAUUAGCUUCAUCUUUAGUGUGGCUGAUGACGUCAAGCCCAGUCCGGGACAUGGCACAUUGAUGGCGCUGGUGCCGCACGAUGGCAUCGAUUAUCUGGGCGAUGCACUUGAAUGGGGCGCCGGCAUUGAGGCACACGAGGGUCAAACAUUGACGGUGCUCGUCAAGCCGCCGGUCAGCUGCCCCGUGACCGAAUGGCGACUGGACAUCGACACCAAGUUGCUGGGCGAUGGCUCACGCAGCUAUCAGGUGCCCCUGCCCAUCUAUGUGCUGUUCAAUCCCUGGUGUCCCGAUGAUCAGGUCUAUUUGGCCAAUCGGGAGCAGCGCAAGGAGUAUGUGAUGCACGACACUACGCUCAUCUGGCGUGGCUCGUAUAAUCGGCUGCGACCCUCUGUGUGGAAGAUCGGCCAAUUCGAGCGGGAUGUGCUUGAGUGCAGUCUGAAGCUGCUCGGCACCGUGGGACGCAUUCCACCCGCCUAUCGCGGGGAUCCGGUGCGCGUAGCUCGUGCGCUUUCAGCACUCGUCAAUUCCGUGGACGAUGAUGGCGUGUUGUUGGGCAAUUGGAGCGAAGACUUUUCGGGCGGCACUGCGCCCACCAAGUGGACGGGUUCGGCGGAAAUCUUGCAGGAAUUCCACAGGACCCAGCGAUCGGUUAAGUUUGCACAAUGCUGGAAUUUCAGUGGCGUUCUCGCGACCAUUUCCCGUGCUCUGGGUAUUCCGGCUCGCAUCAUCACUUGCUACUCUUCCGCCCAUGAUACUCAGGCCUCGCUCACCGUUGAUGUCUUCAUCGAUGCGAACAACAAGAAGUUGGACGCCGAGACAACCGACUCCAUUUGGAACUAUCAUGUGUGGAACGAGUUGUGGAUGCAACGUCCAGACUUGGGCAUCGGCCAGUAUGGUCCCUAUGAUGGCUGGCAGGCUGUGGAUGCCACGCCUCAAGAGGCCUCGGAUAACAUGUAUCGCGUGGGUCCCGCUGCCGUAUUGGCUGUCAAGCAUGGCGAGAUUUUGCGUCCAUUCGACUGCGGUUUUGUCUACUCUGAGGUGAAUGCCGACAAACUCUAUUGGCGCUACAAUGGUCCCAGCCAGCCGUUGAAAUUGCUGCGCAAGGACACGCUGGCCAUUGGUCAUCUGAUCAGCACGAAGGCGGUGCUAAAGUGGGAACGCGAGGACAUCACCGACACCUACAAGUAUGCCGAACGCACCGAGGAGGAACGCAACUUUAUGCUCAAGGCAUUGAAGCAAUCACGUCACGCUUUUAGUCGCUACUAUCUCAACGAUAGCUUCAAUGAGGUAGAGUUUAGCAUGGAGCUGAAGGAUGACAUCAAGAUUGGCGAGAACUUUUCGGUUGUGCUCAAGGUGACCAACAAGAGUGAGGAGCGCGUUCAUCUGGCCACAGGUCAGCUCAACUGUGAUGCUGUGCUCUACACGGGUGUUGGUGCCCAGGAGGUCAAGGUCAUGGGCUUUGAGGUGGAUCUGAAGCCACAGACUACGGAAUAUGUGCGCAUGGAAGUGACUUUCGAUGAGUACUUUGAAAAGCUCUCCUCUCAGGCGUCUUUCCAAAUAUCCGCCGCAUGCAAAGUCCGGGAUACCGACUAUGAUUAUUAUGCCCAGGAUGAUUUCCGAGUGCGCAAACCCGAUAUUAAGUUCCAGUUUGGUAAUGGAGAUGUUCCCGUGGUGGCACAGCAGGAGGUUGAUGUGAUUGUCCGUCUGGAGAAUCCGCUGCCCAUUCCCCUGCACAAGGGACUUUUCACCAUCGAGGGACCGGGCAUAGCGCAGCCCCUGAAGUUCAAGAUUUCCGAGAUUCCCGUGGGAGGCACCGCUGCUGCUACUUUUAAAUACUUGCCGCCUUAUGCCGGACGCGGUACGCUGCUGGGAAAGUUUGUGGCCAAGGAACUGGAUGAUGUGGAUGGCUACAGGCACUACGAGAUCGAGCCGCGACCCGAGGAUUUGCUGCAGCCCAAUGGCAACCUUAGGAGCAGCAACAUCAUUCGCCGGCGCACCGAUGUUAUACCUUAAAACCAAACUAACGCCUCCAAUUGCAAGUCUUUAUUUAGUUUAAGUUCGAGUUUUAAGUAAAUCGUAUAGAUAAUUGUCAAUUGUUGUUGUUGUAAUCCUUGGGCCAAAGGUCGUCCAUGCCGAGUGCAUAGCUCGGUUUAUUCGCCGUCUUGACCAGAUAAAUGCCACGCGCGUCCUGCGGCACUCGAUCGCCCAUCAGAAUCCUGCCGCCCGUGCAGUUUUUGCCCUUCAUCUGAUCUAAAGUGGUGCAAGGCACGCCAUAGAAGCCCUUGUCGCUGUUGAUGGACUCCGCAUAAUACUCAUAGGAGCGUCCAUGACUGCAACCAGCUGCAAGAGUUGUGUGAAUGUUAACGAAUUUUAUGCUGGGUCUUUAUUACUCACUGAAUAUCUGGGAUAUCUCGCUGCAACCCGGCUGAGGAGGUCCGCCCCCAUUGGGAUAGAAGUCAACCAUGCCAAUGGGCUUACGAAAGCCGAGAUAGCCCGCACAACUGUGUAUAACAUCCACAAAAUUGGCAUCCGUGUUGUCCAAAUGAUUCUCCGGUCCAAUGCAAUCCUCGAAAGCCGGACGCGCUGGAUCCAAACCCGUCACGCGACUCACCCGAUACUUGGUAUAGGAGCCGGCAUAGCCCAUAAUAUGUGCACCCAGGCUGUGGCCAAUUAGAUGAAUACGCUGCGGAUCUGCAUCCUUCUCCUCCACCAGCAAAUCGAUUAACUUGGCCACAGCCCGUCCCACUUGCACCGUAUAGCGAGCAGGGGUCAGAUAAUAGAUAUUAUCUGCCUGAUCCCGCCAGUUGAUGGCGAACACAUUGACUUGGCCACGCUGCAAAUAGGCGCCCCUUAUCGAUUGGAUCGAGUUGCUCAUGGUGCUCGAUUUCCAGCCGUGUACGAGAAUCUUGGUGUCUAGAUUGGGAUCGAAUUUCUCGGCCAUCUCCUGCCAGGUGUCACGUUUGUCGCGUUUAUCGCGCUGAAAAUUGUUC